Molecule: messenger RNA, 3591 nt
Organism: Leptosia nina
Lineage: Eukaryota; Metazoa; Arthropoda; Insecta; Lepidoptera; Pieridae
Source: the annotation of a GenBank genome assembly
AUGGCUAGAAAUUACAUUUCAAGAUUUCGCGGAGAGUUUACACCCACUAAUAAUCCACUACGUAUCAAGGAUGAACCAUUAACACCAGAUGAUUACGAAGAGUGUUUUAGAAAUGAUAACUUAGAUAUCCACUCGAACAAUGACUUCUAUUGUAUGAGAAAAUCAAUGUCAAUGACUGAUCUUGUGCAGCUCAAAAAAGAUCUGGAGAAGAUUAAACUUGAAAACGAUGAAUUUUCCGGGCAGGUGUGCCGAAAGCAAAAUGGAGAGUUUGAUAGUGUAUCUAAAACUAAAUUUGUUUCCAUGGCUGAGGCAAUAUAUCACUACCAAAGAGACACACCAGUGAGAUUUCAUUCUAGAAAAUCUAUACAAUGUCAAAAUGUGUUUCGACAGUCAAAAUUAACAUUGGCUCAAUCCCCGCUUCUGCGAUGUAAAGAGCGUUCUCGACCUCGUCAUAUCAUUUCCCAGAAGGAAAAGGAGGAUUUAGAGUUUAAAGAAAUUCAGAAACAUAAACUAAAAGCAAAUCCAAUUCCUAAAUCUGUUAUUAUUGGUUCUCAUCUCCCUGAUGUACCUAAAAAGCCUCCUACUGUACCGGAGCCUUUCAAGUUAACUGAGGCUCCAAAGGCGAAUAUUAUAAUUCCACAAGAAGUACACAAUUUUAAAGCCCGUCCUGCUCCCAAACAAAUAUUAGAACAACCCUCUAUCCCAGUAAGGCCUCCUCCAAAAAUUACUAAACCAGUUAGCCCAAAAUUCCACAAUAAGCGAGCAAAAUCAAUGGAAUCUCUUAAACACCAAGGACAAUGUACUAAGAGUAAACAACAAAAUAAGCUAUCCGACAAAAAUGCUAUGCAUCAAGGACCAAGAAAACCUGAGCCAUUUUCAUUCUUGAAGCGAGAUGAAGAGUUACGUCGGCGUAAAGAAGAAAAGAUAAAAAAACAAAUUGAGGAAGAUCGCAAACUUGCUUCACAGUUUAAAGCGCAGCCCUUACCUGCGGCUGUUAAGAAACGGAUGCAGACUGCAACAGGCUUAGCGACCACUAGUUCAACAGCUUCAUCGGAAAAUAAAGAAAACUUAAAAUUUGAAGCAAAACCACCUCUUGUCUUAUAUAAAGAACCUUUUAAGCCAAUCAUUCAAACCAAUCAUAUCAUAAAACAAAAACCUUUUGAAUUAAGCACAGAAAGGAGGGCCACAGAACGUGAGAAGUUUGAGAUGCAACUCAAGGAAAAAGAAGAAGAAAUGAAACAAAAAAAGUGGGAAUUAGAAAAGGCAAGACAAGAAGCAGAAGAAAGGGAAGUUUUAAAAAUGAGAGCAAUGUUGGUUCACCAUCCAAAACCCAUACCUGUUGUAGAUCCUUUUGUACCUAAAACUUCUGGCAAAAUUACGCAAAAGAAAGCAGGCAAGACAGCAGAGGAGUUACAAGAAGAAGAGGAACUGCAGCUGGCUUUAGCCCUGAGUCAGUCGGAAGCAGAGCAAAAGGAGAAAGAGAAGCGAUCUCGCACUUAUAUUGCGCCAGAACCAGUUACUCAUCCCACAUUGUCCCCAACUCCGUCAUCUGUCAGUGCUUCCCCAGAGCAUAGCACCACGGGCAAUUCGGAACUAUCCCGUUAUUUGGACAGGAACUAUUGGGAACAGCGUUUGUCCCGGGAGACUACGGCACCAACGGCUCCUUCCUCACAUGGCACAAAUGAUAAUAUUGAUGAUUUUGUCAAACCAUCAACUGCGAAAUCGCAAGAGGACGAAGCAGAGGAUAAGGAAAUAGAUGAAUUUGUGGAGAAUCUCAAGUCGCAAGUCGAAAUAUUUGUUAAUCGGAUGAAGAGCAACUCAUCUCGUGGCCGUUCAAUCGCAAACGACACCUCCGUUCAAACACUCUUCAUGAACAUCACAGCGAUGCACUCUAAGUUGUUGAGAUAUAUCCAGCAACAAGACGAUAAGCGCGUUUACUUGGAAAGCUUACAAGAUAAAAUAAGCCAAGUGCGCGACAGUAGAGCGGCGUUAGAUACUUUGCGUGCGGAGCAUGCUGCACGGCUCGCACAGGCUGCUGAAGCAGCUGAGAGGCAGCGACAGAUGCAAAUGGCGACGAAACUGCAAGCUAUGAGAAAGAAAAAGCACGAGUACCUGCAAUAUCAGAGGCAGCUCGCAUUGCAACGAGUACAGGAGCAAGAGCGAGAGAUGCAGAUGCGUCAGGAACAACAAAAACAUCAGUAUAUGAUGUCAAGCAGUGGGUAUUAUGUACCUGGAAUGUCAAUGCACCAGUUCCAACCUGGGUUCCCUAACCAGAUGAUGUACAAUCCUCAAUUCCACCCCCAAAUGCCUCCUCAAACAACAGAGACAGCUGCCCCCCUUCCUGGUCAACCGCAAAUGUCUCAAGCCAAUAUGCCGAUGAAUGUUAAUCCAAUGGGAACAAUUUCGCAAUCGAUGCCCCAAAUGAAUAACUCUUUUACUAUGUCUACGUCUGCUGCUACCUUGAGUCAAGUUCCUCCUAUACAAGGUCCUAUGUCCCAACAAAAUAUUCGUCCUGUUAUGGGGCAACAAUUGCCAAUCCAGCAGCAAAUGAUGAUGCAGCAAAUGCAGCAGAUGCGGCCUCAAGCUGGAAUACAUCAAAUGAUGCCCAAUGGCCCACCAGGACAAGUGCCAGCCAACUUAGCUAACCAAAUGCCUAAAACAAUUCCCAGUCAGACACAAGCACCCCCCAAUACCAUGAUGCCAGCAAUGACAAUGCCACAACCAAACAUGCCUCAUCAAACAAACGCAAAUAACUCCAUGUAUGGUAUGAAAAUGCAGAAUAUAAGAAUGCCAUCGGCUUUGCCUGGGAAUCAAAUGAACAACAACUCAUCUGUACCAGUCUCUGGGUACCCAGUCAACCCUCAGAAUCCCCAAGCUAGUCAACAGCCCACAAUGCCAAAUAUGCAGCAAAGUACUCAAAUAUCAGCCCAAACAAUGCCGCCUAUGCAUCAGACGAUGCCCGGACAGAACAUUCCACUACAAAAUCAGAUGCCUAACCAAAAUGUGCAACCCCAGUCAGGACACAUCCUGCAACAGCCUCAAAUGUCACAGGGCCAACAAAUACAGCUUCAAGGGCAACCACCACACUAUCAGAACCCUCAAAUGAUUUCCCAAGGUCAAAACAUUCCACAACAACAUCCUAUGAAUCAAGGUGCUCCGACACAGACUCAGACUCUGAAUCAACAAGGUGGACCUCACUUAAAUCCGCCUAAUAGUAUGCCCGCCGCCGUGCCGCAACAAAUGCACGCCUCUCAAAUGCCCAUGAAUACGCAGAAUCAAAUGCCACAGAAUAUGCAACAUCAUCAAGGACCUAUGAAUCAGGGUCAUCAAUCAAUGGCCCAUAUUCCUCAGAACAUGCAAAUGUCACAAAGUUUACAACAACCUUUGAAUAUGCCUCAUAAUAUGCCACCACAAAAUAUGCAACCUCAGGGCCCGGCUAACAACAUUCAAGCUGUAAAGAUGCCACAGCAAAAUUUUGGUAACAUCCCCCAAAAUCAACAACAAGCUAUGAACCAACAAAAUCAGCAAGUUCAGACUGCUGUUAAAUCAGAAAAUAAUAAUAAUACUGCAGAACUUAUAAGCUUUGACUGA